Molecule: messenger RNA, 2266 nt
Organism: Limanda limanda (common dab)
Lineage: Eukaryota; Metazoa; Chordata; Actinopteri; Pleuronectiformes; Pleuronectidae
Product: interferon-induced protein 44-like
Exons: 9
Coding region: 105-932 (275 amino acids)
Source: RefSeq, a predicted model, not a curated record
ACACACCCAAAGGACAGGACUGAAGGGGAAACAUUUAAGUUACCAUAAAGGAUCAAGUUAUUUUCUAUUGGAGUCACUCUGUCCAGCGCCACAUAAGCAAAGCAAUGGGAUCAGGACUCUUUAAGAAGCCAUGGAGGGAGGUGUCAGAGAAGGGCAAGGACAAUCUUAAGUUUGUGAAAUCUUACCAACCUCAAAACAAACAGGUCAAACAUCUCAGGAUUCUGCUUCAUGGACCAGUUUGUGCUGGAAAGUCGUGCUUCAUAAACUCUGUCGACAGUGUUUUAAAAGGCAGACCUGCCUGUCGAGCUCAGACAGAUGCAAGCUAUGCUGGGAGAAGCUUCACCAAAAAGUACCAGACCUUCGACUUUACCAAAAGUCCAGGGGCCAAAUACUCUUUUGUUUUCAAUGACAUCAUGGGCUUUGAACAAGAUUCUGACAGUGGAGUCCCUGUGGAGGAUAUCAAACUGGCCCUGAGAGGACACGUGAUAGAAGGUUACAAGUUCGACCCUUACAAAGAGCUGAUGGAGGGUGAUGAUGGCUUCAACUCUGAUCCCACUUUGGAAGACAAAGUUCACGUUCUGGUGUGUGUUGUUCCUGCGGACACUGUGUCUAGGUUAAGUGAUGAGAUGGUGAAGAAGAUUAGAGAGGUCAGACUUGCAGCCAGUGAACUGGGAAUUCCCCAACUGGCUAUUCUCACCAGAGUUGAUGAAGCCUGUCCUGAGGUUAAAGAGGACACAAGCAAUAUCUAUAAGAGCAAAUACCUGAAGGAACAGGUUGACAGAUACCACCAGCGGCUGGGCCUUCCAAUGAACUGCAUCUUCCUUGUGAAGAACUACAGUGAUGAAAUUGCAUCAAAUCGCGGAAUGAAUGCUGCAAUACUGUGCGCACUGAGACAGAUGCUUUGCUUUGGAGAAGACUUCCUGGAAAAUUGAAAACUUCUGAGGCAAAUACACAAUCGGAAAUUUGUAGGGGAAUGAGGAAAUAUUCAGUCAAUGUUUACCUUCUUUGUCAAACAGGCAAGAUUCCACAUAAACCCACUGCAUGUCAAAAUUAACAAAUCCCCUACUGCAAAUAGACGAUUGAAGCAUAAAUCAUGGUUUGCAUAAAAAGUUAAAAUAAUGCGCCCUACACUCUGCAUGCGAAAGUACAGACAUUUGAAUAAAAAAACUUAAUGUGAAAUAAAAAUUCAUAAGAAUAAAUACACAACAUGUUCAGUUACAGUAAAAUUACACAGUUACAGUGGGAACUUUGGGUUUCUAAGGUCUUGAUCUUACUUUAUUAUCUAUAAUUGCUUACUUAUGAUUUGAUGCUAUAGACAAAUAAAAUCUAUUUGAAGUUACAGUUUAUAUGUAGUAGUAAAUAUACAUUACAGUAUAAAAACUUUGAAGGGUAAAAUAAUCCUGCAGUUUUUAGUCUUGAGAUAAACUUCCUGUUGCAAUAACCAAGUUCAUUUAAGGUCAUUUUUAUUCAUUUCCAUCAAAAUCUUGUUUAUCAAAAAUCAGUCACAAUGUUCCUCAACAUCAACUGUUUCCUUCCUUAAUGCUGCCUCCUAACCACAAAGGAUUUGUUGAUCAAUGAAGUUGGAACAAAUUAACUAUUAAUCAAUACAUUUUCAGGUAAUGAAUGAAGUCCUACUGUCUUUAUAUAAUUUAUGUCAUUGAGACUUUGCACAAUAGCAGGACAAUGCUCUGUCAUUUUGUCGUUAGCUCGGUGUGACGUCAUCACGUGAUCUGGUCAACAACUCAGCUGUUGUGAUGGUGCCUUCAAAAGCUCUCGUCUUUGUUGUUGACCCCCAGUAUUUCAUAUAUCACCUGCUCUAACAAAUUAAUUCGGCAUCCCUUGCUUGGUCUGUGCUUCAUUUUGUUUAUGCAAAAAAAACGAACAGACAACUAUGAUUUAUUCUGUUUAAUAUAAUCAUCUCUAUCCUGCACUUUCCCUCUCUGGGGACUCUUUGUAUUCUUUUUCAGUUUGACAGAUAUUGUGGUGUACUGUUAUUUGAUGUUCUUGCAAUAUAAGUUGAUUCAUUAUAUUGUUAUUGUGGGCUUUGUAUCAUGUAUUGUGAGUUUCUGGUGGUGGGAAGUAAUGAAGCAAAAAUAUAAAAAAUAUACUCUGUGCAAAAAAAUAAAAAUCUUUACUGUUCAGCGUGGAACAUUGGUGAAGCUAAGAAGACGGAGCUUUACAUAUAACCCUUCAUCUACUUAGUUUUCAAUCAGUGCGGCAAUCAUGCUCUAAUUAUUUUUCUGUACUGUCCUUAAUAAAUUUCUUC